This is a messenger RNA of Salvia hispanica, 934 nucleotides long. RefSeq lists its product as uncharacterized. The record is from RefSeq and is a predicted model, not a curated record. Gene Ontology annotation, biological process: rRNA processing; tRNA export from nucleus. Gene Ontology annotation, cellular component: small-subunit processome; CURI complex; UTP-C complex. Lineage: Eukaryota; Viridiplantae; Streptophyta; Magnoliopsida; Lamiales; Lamiaceae.
CGGAGAAUCGGGGGCUGUUGACGCGCUGAGAGAGGCCUCCGCCGCCGCCGCCAUCUGUGGCCGUGUGGUGGUGGUGGCUGUUAUGCUGGCGGCCCAUUUCAUCACAUCGCCAUGAGAUUGAUUAAAUGAGGCUGUGGAAUUCAGAAAUAUCUGGGGGGGAUAAAUCUACACUAAGAUGGUUCCGUGAUGGUAAAAUUGCAGAAGGUGCAGUAUGGGAGCACGAAGCAUGGGAAAAACAUCUUAUCAUUAAGGAAAUAUGUGAACAUGUUGUUAUGCGCCAUCUGUCCCUUCCAAAACAAGAUAUCAUUACCAUUGUAGAUCACCUUCAUUUUGUACUUUGCCACAGCAACAAAGAUCCCGUAUCCUGCGCUGGAAGUUUAAUGAAGGCUUAUGAUGACCUGUCGAAGCAUCUGCGACUUCUUGAUGACAUUACCCUAAGGAUAUCUAGUGUACAGCCUCUGGAUUCAGCAUUUAGGUUCCCCCCUGUUCCACAUCCAUUAGCAAAUAAGGAAAGUGCUAGAAUAAAGCAGGAAAAGCAUACUGCAACGUGUGUACAGCCGUUAGAAGUUAUGAUUCAGCUGGAAGGUUCUGGAAAUUGGCCUAUGGAUGAGUUAGCUAUGGAGAAGUCCAAGACUGCUUUGAUACUCAGACCAGCAUGUAUAACUAAGUUAUCCGAUUGACUGCAUGCAUUACAGCCUUCACUCGAAGUUUGGGAUUACAUGCACAACUACAGAGUAUGAUGUAGAUAUAUGAAGGGGGUAGCUCUCCUCAGGCUUCGGAUUUUUGCCAUUUUUCUGAGGCGAUGAUGAAGCCCAGUUGCCAGUUUUACUGCUUUGCCAGUUUUCAAUUGUACGGGACAGUCGACUGCUUUAUUUUAUCGGGCCGGGCUUUAUUAACCGGCCGGGCUCGAGACAAUAUACGGAAUUCAUAUUUA